Ananas comosus (pineapple) is the source of this 919-nucleotide messenger RNA. Its product is annotated as protein SHI RELATED SEQUENCE 1-like. Gene Ontology annotation, biological process: positive regulation of DNA-templated transcription. Gene Ontology annotation, molecular function: DNA-binding transcription factor activity; DNA binding. Gene Ontology annotation, cellular component: nucleus. The record is from RefSeq and is a predicted model, not a curated record. NCBI's taxonomy places the organism in Eukaryota, Viridiplantae, Streptophyta, Magnoliopsida, Poales, Bromeliaceae. The transcript has 2 exons. The coding region runs from base 188 to 691 and encodes 167 amino acids.
CUCCUACGCUCCUCCUACUACUAGUAAUAGUACUGGUUCUAGUAGUGGUGGCGAGGGAGAGGGAUUGUCGUCCUACGUGGACUGCACCCUGUCGCUGGGGACGCCCUCGACGCGCCACGCUGGCGCGGGCCCGGGCUUUGGUGGGCCCGGCCCGGCCCAGCCCCCGUCGAGCUUACAAUGGGACGUAAUGGGCCGGCCCAAUAAGCAACAGUGCUGUGGCGGCGGCGGUGGCAGCGGCGGUGUCGACUCCUCCAAACGGGCGCGCGAGCUGUGCGCUGCGCGUCCCACCGCCAUCGUCACCGCCACCGCCACCGCCCUCGCCUCAUCGGGUGGAGGAGGGACGGUGGCGGGGAGUUUUCCGUCGGAGGUGAGCUCGGCCGCAGUGUUCCGAUGCAUACGGGUGAGCCCGAUGGACGAGGCGGACGACGAGUUCGCAUACCAGACGGCGGUGAACAUCGGAGGCCACGUCUUCAAAGGCAUACUCUACGACCACGGGCCCGACUCCCACCAAUAUGGAGGCGAGCCCUCCUCGUCGCCCGCUGCCGCCAACGCAGCCGCCGCACUCGCCAUGAGUAGCUCUGCGGCAGCAAUGGCUUCGGCCGGGUUGUUGGAUCCUUCUGCGGUGUACCCGGCCCCGAUAAGCGCAUUCAUGGCUGGUACUCAGUUCUUUCCUCAGCACCCUAGGCCUUAGGAAGUGUCAAAAUAAUAUUAACAUAUAAUGUUGCAUCAAGCAACAUGAAGUAGUAUAUUGAACCACUGGAAAACUAGGGUUCCUCCUUGGCUUUUGAUUUCAACUGAUCAAUUAAAUUAACGUGCAUCUACCUUUCCACUGCUUAUUUUCUCUUCCUUUCGAGUUAAGUUGAUCAUGAUCAAAGAGCGCUCCUAGCUCGCUGAAAUGUCGCAUAAAUUAUUGGAUCAA